GUGGACAUGUCCAAGGUGAACAUCGACAUAAUCAAGCCAUGGAUUGCAAACAAAGUCACACAGAUGCUUGGAAUUGAAGAUGAUGUCAUCGUCGAAUAUAUAUUCAAUCAAUUGGAUGAAAGGAGGCAUAUAAAAUAUCCGACCCGUUGAUUGAAACUAAGGUCUCACAGAGUCCAAGGGUUGCAUUAAAAUAUAGACACAAAAAUCUUCUGGGCAGCAAUGGUGAUAGUUCUACACACAGGAACGUUUGUGGUUUGUAUCAACAGCUUUAGAGCUUAAAGUUAAGUAGAUUUCUUUCUUACGUAAACUUGUAUGUCAUUUUGUCUCGAAUAAGACAACGUUUUAGGAAUUUGAUGAGUGCAAUUCUUGAAUCUUUGGGCGCUAGUGAACCACUCGAGUAAUCAAUGAAUUAUUAUGUGUGUUACAUGUUAACAAAUUCUAUAGAAGUUUUCACUAUUUUCCUACAGGUUUCACUGUGGACCAUGAGUACAUCCCAGUGCUAUAGUGGGAUGUGUUGUCACGACUUAAUACGUCUCUACUCAUUGCCGAGACGUACCAGUUAAAGAUUCAUCUUGCUUUAAUCAUUGCUCUAAAUGACAUAAGAUAUCUACUGGAUUCAGAAGAAGUAAAACCAUACCUUAAUGCAGAGAAUUCAAGAUGUCUUGAAAUAAACAAAAUUGUUGAGUAAAAUCAGAUUUUAUGAUAAUUGAACAUAACUAUGUAUGCUCUUUUUGCAGGGCAUAUAAGUAGAUGUUUGAAAAUAGUUGUGAAGGGGGUCGAGUUGCGACUUUCCUCGAUUAAUAUAUUUGGAAUAGCUCAUUAGAAUUGGGGAUUCAUUAACGUUUUUGUUUAAAAGUAAUGUUGUACGAUUUGAUUGUUUCGUGACAUCUCAUAAAAUGAAGUGUAUUCACUGACCAAGUGUCCCUAUCUGACCUUGAGAAGGGUGGGCGACUUCAAUCAGUAAGUCUAGUUAUGGAAACUGAAACGGCCACAGUCCCUCACCAUAUUUUUUUUUGAUGUUAUCUGUUCCUACACAGCAAUGAAUAGGUUGGCAGCGUCAACUUAUCUGUUUACAUUAGAACUAACCAGCAUUGCUCAAUCUAUGCUUGGUACUUGGUACUAGGUAUGUAUCUUGGGACAAAUGAGUUUCUAUUGGGAUCUGUGUUAGGUCUUGAGUUAGACAAACUGAUGAUAAGUGAGGAUGGAGGGUAGUUUAUUCCAUCGAUUGAGCUGACCACCACUGUGCAAGCUUAAGGUCUCAACCAUUGAGCAUGGCACUUGGGCACGUUGUGUCUUCUAACCCAGAGUCAGGAAUGGAUCCCCAGCUUUCAGAGAUUGUCUGUAAAUGCCAUGUAAGCUUUACCUGUAACUCAUAUAGCAAGUCUGAUGAAUUUGAGUUCGUGGGCAGCACAAUGUUAGUCAAUAGUUCAGGGAACACUUCAGAUUGAACUCGUCCUCCAUUCUACAAGGGUUCAGAUAGGUUCCUGUACUACGACAUGAUGAAGAUUUGUCGCUUCAUCUUCUAAUAUGGUCUGUAUUGUUUAUUCUCUCGCUCCAGUACCCCGAUCCGAAGGAGAUGCAGAUAAACCUGACUGGAUUUCUCAACGCCAAAAAUGCCCGUUCUCUCCUGCACGAGCUCUGGGAUCUACUAUGCAGUGCUCAGGAAAAUAUCAGUGGUAUUCCUACUGCAUUUGUAGAACAGAAGAAGGAAGAGAUUAAGAAAAGACAGGCUGAAAUGGAGCGAAUCCAGAGCAAUCUGAAGAAGAUUGAGGAAGAAGUACGAGCCAAGGAACGAAAAGACAAAGACGAGAAAAAUGAUAAAGAUAGACGCCGCUCAAGAAGUAGGAGCCGAUCACAGAGAAGGCGACGAGGUCGGCGUGAUAAGAGUCCUUCUAAAUCGCCAAGGUUACGCCCAUCUCGAUCAAAGUCGAAAUCUAGAACUCCUGAUAAAACCAAGCGAUUGGAUGACGCUGAGGUGAAGAAAGAUGUGGCUGAAGUUGGAUUGAAGGCAGAACUGGGAGGGGAGCCAACAGGGAGUCCAAAACCAGGUCAGCCCAAAGAAAAUGACGUUGUAGCUUCUGCAGAGAAUGAUAAAGACUUGGCCGCUGUCGAAGAGAUAAAGAAAGAAACUACUGGUGACAAACCGGAAAAAGAUGAGGCUAAGCCUAAGAAGAAGAGCAGGUCAAAGACACCUGAGAGAAAGAGGAGGAGGUCAAGGACCAGGUCAAGGUCACCAAGAAGACGGCGAUCCCGGUCACGGUCUCGAUCUCGUUCCCCUCGUAGGAGGUCACCUCAUCACAGAUCCGGCCGUAGCCGACAUUCACCACCACGGAGGCGGUCACCGCGGAGGUCCCCACGGCGGAGAAGCAGAUCCCCGAGGCGGAGAAGCCCACCACGUCGUAGGAGUCGCUCUCCUAGGAGGCGAAGGACACCUAGUCCCCGAAGGCGACCAAGCCCAAGGAGGAGGCGGUCACGUUCUGGGUCAAGGUCACCAGCAAGAAGAGAUGGUCGCAGGAAGCGGUCAAGGUCUAACUCAAGACAUAGUGGCAGCGAAUCUCCCACUAAAGCAUCAGUCCAGAAACGUAGACAAUACCGGGCGCAUAAGUCAGAGAGCUCAGAUAGUUCAUCAGACUCUGAUGCAUCACCUGUACGAGGAAGGAGAAAUAGAUCCAUGUCGCCUCGAAAUGUUCGGUCACCUCCAAGAAGACACUUAUCUCCUCGUCGACCUUCACCGAAACGAUAUGGUUCACCGUUUCAACGGCGGUCACCACCCAGGCGCUGGUCACCUCCACGAAGAUCACCAUUCAAACGUAAAUCACCAUCACCAAUCAGGCGUCGAAGGUCACCCUCACCAAUGCGACAUCGUAGGUCCCCGUCGCCAGUGAGGCAGCGUCGGCAGGUGUCUCCCAUAAGAAGACGUCGUCCGUCACCGGUCGAAGUGGUACGCAGACAGCCGAGUCCACUACGACAACAACGCUCCCCGAUUAAAAGAACUCGUUCUUCGUCAUCUUCCUCUGACGAUCAGGGUCCGCCAAAAAAAGCGCCGUCACCAGAAAUGGUCAGGAGGAGAAUUGACGCUCCACCUGAUGCCUGGCGUCGGUCACCAAAACGCAAGCCACGCUCCAUAUCUCCGAGAAGGAAGCAGGCAUUGGAGGAUGAAAGGUCACCUGAUGCUGGGCCAAUGCGCAUGCAGCGAGGGCCUGGCCGUGAUUCCUCUCCUGAUUCACCAGCGCCACAAAGAAUAAUCCGUAGAAAGAAGAUGUCACCACGUGAAUCUGACAGUAGCCAAUCACCCUCACCAGAGAGGGUUAUUCGGAAACGAUCGCCUCCGAGGAGGCAGAUGUCACCUGACAAUAAGGUGUCGCAAAGGCGCAGGUCUCCUGAAUGGUCACCCCCAGCACAAACAAGACGUCGUCGCUCACCAUCUCCUCGUGACAGACAGCCCGCUAACAGACAACAACUGCCCCCUGGUGUUCCAUCUCCCCAGAGGAGGAGGUCACCGCCACUUUAUAAAUCUCAAUCCCCGCCACGUAGGCAGCAACAGAAUUGGUCACCAGGGGGCAGGCGUGGGAGUCCCCCAAGGCGAAGACGUGGUUCACCAUCUCCAGAGGUCAAGCAGCGUGGGAGACAACAGAGGGAUUUUUCACCAGAAUCCCCUCCUAGGAAUGCCAAACCACAAAGGCGUAAACAGGAGUAUUCCCCUUCCCCAGUGCGUCAAAACCGCAAUGGUGCGAGACUGCCCAACAAGGUGCGUGCAAGGUCAUCAUCUGGUUCUGUAUCACCACCGCCGAGGAUAUCACGACGUUCAGAAUCGCCCAUCCAGCGGAGAAGAAUGGCGUCCCCUUCCCCGCCUCCUCUGAAAAGAAUGGAUACGAAUGGUCCGCCACGUCGACAGCGGUCGACCGAUGAUAAUCCUGAACAUAUGCCACCACGUGGAAGGUCACGACCUGAUCAGUCGCCACCACCCCGCCAAAGUCGUUCAGAUGAUCAUGUGCUGAGAACAGCUCCAAUGCAUGAAGGGACACCUCCCCUUAGGCGGAAAAAGGAACGUUCAGUCAGUGAGGAGGGUACGCCAAAGAAAAAGUUCAAGAGGAGUGAGAGUGGAUCAGGGAGUGAUUCAGAGGCUUCGGUCGAUGGCAAGAAGAAGAAGGCUAAGAAGGAUAAAAAAGAUAAAAAGCAUAAGAAGCAUAAAAAACACAAGAAGCACAAACAUAAGAAAGGAGAGAAGGCCGGGGAAGCUGCAGAGGAAAUGAAUGAGAGUAGUGAAGAGCGUGGAACGCUGAACAAGCUUCGAGAGCAGGCCCUUCUGUCGAUGCAAAGGAAGUCGACGGAACUCCAGUGAAAUUGUACAUAUAGCAUGAUUUUGGACUUGGCCUGUUGUAGAUGUGAUGAACUGACAACUAUUGGCCAGGAAUGUCACGGAAAGGAUUGAGAGAUGUGGGAUUUAAGCUGUUUCUAAUGAGUAUGGGAUGGUUGGCUUAAAAGUGAUUGGACAGGCUCUUAGUUUUGUCUCGUCAGUCAACUGACAAAAGAACUGUGUCACAGAUCAUCUUUGUCAGGUGGUGCCAUGGGUCGGGGAUUUUUUCAAGUCGAUGGAUAAACCAAUUUUAUGAUCAAGUUCAACAAAUCAGCCUGCUAUUUCUUUACAUGUAUAUCAAUAUGGUCCCUCGGAAGAAUCAAAGGAAUUGUUUUUAAUUGAAAAUAAAGCAUGUUGGAAGACUUUCCUACCGUGUUGGGAUCAUCCACCAACAUCGGUUUCUUUGUGCAGAAUCGAUCAAGAAAAUACAUUUACCAAUGAAUAACCUGUUGACCCUUGUAUGACUGAUGGUAGUUGUACAUGCAGAUGUGCUAUGCACUGAGAGACUGCAGCAAGUAUGUUGGUAAUUAGAUCACCUAUGUGGUCUCGGGCGUGAAGUACUUUGAAUCUUUUAUAGUGAGCAACCGGGAUGAUGGCACAUACAUGUACCGCUGACGGAGUGACCUGACCAGAAUUUUUGGGUACUGUCUCCAUCUGAAUUAGGAGUAUCAAAAAAUUGUGUAUAUUUUAUAAAGUACGAUAUCGGGCAAAAACAUUGAGGAUGGGUCAUCCAAAAGACUAUUGUGAUUUAUUAGUAUAUUGCAUUAAACUUGGAUGAUUUCAUCUAACAUUGGAGAGAACGGGCCGACCUUGGUGAGUGCGAGGCGUACUGUACAUGCACAGUGUUGUUGUAAAACCUAAAAUACCAUACCAAAUGAUUUCUGCCUGUAAGAAUAUUUGUUCUAGUUGCUUUAUAUUUUAUCGUUAGUGUAAAAACCUUCACCCAAAGUAUUGUCAACUCAUAUAAGACCAGACUAGUGAUUAAUGUGUUGCUUUGUUAUCAAGGGAGUAUCUCAACAUAGGUUGAAGCUUAGAAAGACAAAGAAUUUCUGGGGAGAGGUCAACGCUUUGUCUUUUUCUUAUAUAUUGAGGCUUCAUCAUAUUUUUGCUAUCGGCCACUGUACAUCAAAACUAGUAUUUCAACCAGCACUGUAAACCAUUGGCCUAAAAUGUUCUGCGGUUUCCUGGAAACACCUCCAGCAUUGGAAUGGUGUUGUGGCAGCAAUGAACUGCAUCAAAUUUGAUGACCUACUGGUUGAUGUUAGGUUAGACUGAUUUACUUUUAUUUGAUAUUGUAGGUAGUGUUCAUUGUAUGCUCUAAUGCUUGAUCAGCUCUUCGGUGGGUUUUGAAAGGGUGGUUUGACAGUAUCCCGGUAAAAUCCAGGAUUUUAGUCUUUUCUUGGAUUUGUAAAUGAGAAGGGAUCUUGAAGCUAAUAUUUGGUAAAUAUCAACAUACAGUGUCACCUUGGCUGAAUUGGGUUGGUCAACUUGUAACCAGCAAAACAACCUAAAGAGGAAGCUGAAUAAAGUGAUUUGAACUGGCCGCUGUCAUUGAACUAAGUGAGUACUUGUAGGCCUACUGUAUUUAGAAACAAAUAUACAUCCUUGUUUCGUUGCAUUUAGUGUCCCUAAUCAUGGCAGGAGAUGGUGGAAUAUUUGUAGUUGUAACUUGUGUUACUUUACUGUAUAUAUGGUGUAAAUGGACACUGGAUUUGAUACCUCUGUGAAAAUGAAUAAAAUUGUCUUGGACUACCAA
This is a messenger RNA of Lineus longissimus, 6113 nucleotides long. Its product is annotated as serine/arginine repetitive matrix protein 1-like. The transcript is spliced from 12 exons. Gene Ontology annotation, cellular component: spliceosomal complex. Lineage: Eukaryota; Metazoa; Nemertea; Pilidiophora; Heteronemertea; Lineidae. Gene Ontology annotation, molecular function: RNA binding. The coding region runs from base 1577 to 4342 and encodes 921 amino acids. The record is from RefSeq and is a predicted model, not a curated record. Gene Ontology annotation, biological process: regulation of mRNA splicing, via spliceosome; mRNA processing.